ACUAGGAGUGGAGCAGUUUUUUCAAUGAGAACAAAACUGUCUCCUUCUUUCCUAGUCCCACUACUUUUGACAUAUGCUGCCAAUUCAUCCCACUCUUCUCUCCACAAAACUGAAUUACCAAGUGGUGCUUCAGUUAUUCUUCCAUGACCCUUUUGCUAACUAUAACUCCUCUUCCUGUUUGUGACCACAAUCAGAUUUAACACUUUAGCUUACAGCUAUAUAUCCAUCUUGUUUUCACUUUUGACUCCAAUGAACUCAGCAGUUGCCAUCAAGUUUUAGUCAGACAUGUUUGCCUUAUUGUUUGGUUGGUCCAAAGCUUCCAAAUGUAAGAAGGCGAUCAAAAGAGCACGGUCCCGGCUUCGGCUACUCAAGAACAAGAGGCAGGCAAUAUCAAGACAACUGAGAAAGGACUUGGCUGAGCUAAUACAAAAUGGUCAUGAAGAAGUUGCUAUUAACCGGGUUGAGCAGCUUAUGCAAGAUGAAAGCCUGGCAGCUGCAUAUGAAUUGUUAGAUCAUUUCUGUGAAUUUAUCCUGACUCAACUAUCCUAUAUCAGAAGACACAAGGACUGUCCAAAUGAUAUUAACGAAGCAGUUUCUAGUCUUAUAUUUGCUUCUGCAAGAUGUGGAGAUCUUCCUGAGCUCUUUUCUAUCAGAAAGCUCUUUCGAGAGCGUUACGGCCAGAAGUUUGCAACUACAGCUUUGGAGCUAUAUCCAGGAAAUCUUGUAAACAAACAGUUAAAAGAGAACUUGUCAGGAAAGUCUGUGCCUGAUGAUCUCAAGUACAGAGUGGUGGAUGAAAUAGCUAGGGAUCACUGUCUCCAGCAACAAGUUUUGGCCAUACAAUACUACCCCAAUUGGCAACAAAUGAAGGUGAAAGAAAACAAAGGCUAUCAACUAGUGGAAAGUGAUGCCCAAAAGAUUGAUACAAUUGCAGGAUCUAAAGUCCAUCCAUCAGAAAUUGAAGAUGUCAAAUGUGUUCAUUUAUCAAUUUCCAAUCCAAGUGACUCUUGUUAUCAGCCAGAAUCUAAUGCUUCUGCAAUUGUCUCCACUGUUCAGAAAUAUCCACCAUAUACUGUGAGCAGUCCUUUGCAAAAGAAAGUAGGAACUUUAGAAAUUGUAGAUUAUGUUGAAGACAUUGAGGAAUGUCAAUUAUCCGUAGCAAAAGAUGGUACUUGCCAGGACCAAACGCUAUUUAAGUUCAGAUCAUGUGGUUUUCCCAUGAGAGAAAAAGCUGAAUUUGGUUAUGAUAAGAGUCAUAUAGACCAAGGUGAAUCACAGAAUGAGAAAUCAAGCAUGAGAAUCUCUAGCAGGAGUAAAAGGGCACCUGAGACAAGAUCAAGAAGGAGAUCAACCUCACUGGAAAACCAAUGCAUUAGGGACAUUGGAUACAUGAAAUAUUAUCAAAAGCCUUGCAGGAAGCACCAGAAGAAGCCUUCACUAGAGGAGGGGGAAAUUUUCAGCUUUGAAAUGAGUGGAUGCUGCAGCUUGGACAAGCCAUGUUAUUUUGGCCUAUAUGGUGAUCAUAAAAACUGCUCGGAAGCUCGAUCAGUGAAGCCAAAGAGAGAAACAAGAGCUACUACACAUGUUCAACAAGGAGGUCUGCUUGAUGAAUGUUGUCAUGAGUUGAGCAAUGGAAUGGAAUUAGUAGCCAUCUCUCAGAGACCAAACAACAAGCAUCUUGUACUCAACAACCACACAAAUGAAAUGGAAGCAGUGAUCUCUACAUCCCACAAAGUUUACAAUCCAAGGACUACUACUGGUUUUGUUGAUUCCUUAACAAGAAUGGAAACAGAAGCUCCAUAUUCGAGGGCCAUGACGAUGCCUCAAGAGCGGCGCGGAAAUGGUGAAGACAAGAUGUUAAGGACAUAUUCAUGUCCUACUGAGCAUCCUAAUCAUGUUCAUCCUAAGUUGCCGGAUUAUGAUGACAUAGCUGCCAAGUUCAUUGCUCUCAAGAGAGACCAGCAAAGAAAGUAGAGGAGGCAAAUAUACAGCAUAUGAAAUUUUGAAUUACUUGUUCAAAUACCUAUUUAUUAGAUUAAUUUUACAUAUGAAUCAAUAUUCUUUAGCAUUCGUUCAUGUAAGGUUACAAUGAUUAAUUUUUUUCUGGCAGCAAUUUUUUGG
This is a messenger RNA of Lotus japonicus, 2121 nucleotides long. RefSeq lists its product as uncharacterized. The coding region runs from base 286 to 1974 and encodes 562 amino acids. Lineage: Eukaryota; Viridiplantae; Streptophyta; Magnoliopsida; Fabales; Fabaceae. The record is from RefSeq and is a predicted model, not a curated record. The transcript has 6 exons. Gene Ontology annotation, biological process: protein transport.